Rasamsonia emersonii CBS 393.64 is the source of this 1194-nucleotide messenger RNA. RefSeq lists its product as uncharacterized. Bases 1 to 1194 code for a protein of 397 amino acids. The record is from RefSeq and is a predicted model, not a curated record. NCBI's taxonomy places the organism in Eukaryota, Fungi, Ascomycota, Eurotiomycetes, Eurotiales, Trichocomaceae. The transcript has 3 exons.
AUGUCAAACGAUACUACUCGACGUCGAUCCCGCCGUCUGGCGGAUCAGCCACCAUCGCGCACACCAGAGCUCGCUCCUCCACGACGACGACGCAGAAUCGAACCAUCAGCCCCGCCAGCGUCAUUCUCGCAUCGAGACACGUCGAGCACUGAUGUCGGGAGUGAGUUUAUCCCUCCAACAGAGGAAGAAUCGGCGUCUCUUCCCCAAGUUCCUCCUCCACCUGGGCCAAGGCUUCGAGCACGCGCAGCUCUCCGAGAUGUACACAUUUUCGACAAUCAGACGCCCCCAGUUGAGAUCGGAGGACUUCACAUUACAAGGGGCAUUUCAAACCAGCUUCUCUAUGACAUGACACGGAUCCUCAUUGGGGAGGAUAUUCCUGUGGACUCUUGGCGUUUACAAGACCAAGCGCACCAGAGAGUACCGCAAGAUAAUAACCCGGUACUACCCGGAAAUUAUUACAUUAUCUCAAGUGGUGAGCAGAUUUUCGAAAUUCCUGAGCAGGGGGCGGGUGAUACUCAUAGGAUCUACCUAGUACCUAUCAGGGUCAUAGAAGAAGAUGCCCUCACGCGAACCGUGAGCAAAUUGCCAAUGUCGACAAGACACCAAGCCUUUAACGAUGCUGUCCGGCAACGCGACCAGGGAAGACACCCAAGAAGGCAUAUGGGACAGCUUUCAAGCGGCACAUGUUUCCCCCUGGCGUACUCGGGAAUCUGGAACUUGCUGGGAUUUAAUCGCCACAUCACCAUCCCCGGUCUGGCUGGAGACAAUAUCAACUCAGUUCAAAAUGGCAUUCUCCUGCGUGAUCACAUGCACACCCUUUUCGACACUUACGCAUUCUCGAUUUCAGUGAAGUACGGCUACAAAGUGAUCUGUUUCCGUCGCGAUAAAGAUAACAUCGCAGGGACUUACCUGAGUCCCUCCUUCAUCACGGACCCCAGACGAUCCCCGGACGAACUUCUCAACUGGCACUUUCGCCAGGCUGUGUUGACAAACAUGAAAGGGAUUGGAGAACCAUUCUUUGAGAAUGAUUUUCCGCCUGGAUCGGAUAUGGUGGGACAAAUCUUGAGGGGACCCAAGCCUAGAGAGCGGAUGGAAUUUGAGCUGUUUAUGCGGCUCUCACACUUGAUGGAUAACAACAGAAACGGCCAGGGAAACGUCGAGAGAGACGGACGGGAUUUCGAGGCGAAACGAUAA